GAGAAGGAGAGACUGCAGGAGACUGCAGGCACUGAUGGUCACCAUGCAUUCAGCUGUCCUGGCCACUUUCUUCUUGUUGAGCUGGACUCACUGUUGGUCCCUGCCCCUGCCCAAUGGUGAUGAUGAUGACGACUUAUCUGAGGAAGACUUCGAGUUUGCAGAGCACUACCUGAAAUCCUACUAUCAUCCCGUGACUCUCGCUGGAAUUCUGAAAAAGUCUGCAGUGACCUCCACAGUUGAUAGGCUCCGAGAAAUGCAGUCUUUCUUCGGCCUAGAGGUGACUGGAAAACUUGAUGAUCCCACCUUAGACAUCAUGAGAAAACCAAGAUGCGGAGUCCCUGAUGUGGGUGAAUACAGUGUUUUCCCUCGAACGCUCAAAUGGUCCCAGACGAACUUAACUUACAGAAUUGUGAACUACACUCCCGAUAUGCCCCAUUCUGAAGUGGAGAAGGCCUUCAAAAAGGCCUUCAAAGUCUGGUCUGAUGUGACACCUCUGAAUUUCACCAGAAUCCAUGAUGGAACUGCUGAUAUCAUGAUAUCUUUUGGAACUAAAGAACAUGGUGACUUCUACCCUUUUGAUGGACCUUCUGGUCUUCUGGCACAUGCCUUUCCUCCUGGACCAAAUUAUGGAGGGGACGCCCAUUUUGAUGAUGAUGAAACCUGGACGAGCAGCUCCAAAGGCUACAACUUGUUUAUUGUUGCUGCCCAUGAGCUUGGCCACUCCCUAGGUCUGGACCACUCCAAGGACCCAGGAGCCCUGAUGUUUCCCAUCUAUACCUACACUGGCAAAAGCCAUUUCAUGCUUCCCGAUGAUGAUGUUCAAGGAAUCCAGUCUCUCUACGGGCCAGGAGAUGAAGACCCCAAUCCUAAACAUCCCAAAACACCAGAAAAGUGUGACCCAGCCUUAUCCCUUGAUGCCAUUACCAGCCUCCGAGGAGAAACCAUGAUCUUUAAAGACAGAUUCUUCUGGCGUCUGCACCCUCAGCAGGUUGAGGCAGAGCUGUUUUUGACAAAAUCAUUUUGGCCAGAACUUCCCAACCAUGUGGAUGCUGCAUAUGAACAUCCAUCCCAUGACCUUAUGUUCAUCUUUAGAGGUAGAAAAUUCUGGGCUCUCAAUGGUUAUGACAUUCUGGAAGGUUAUCCCAAAAAGAUAUCUGACCUGGGAUUUCCAAAAGAGGUGAAGAGGAUAAGUGCUGCUGUGCACCUUGAGGACAUGGGCAAGACCCUCUUCUUCUCCGGGAGCCAGGUGUGGAGAUAUGAUGAUGCUAACCAGACUAUGGACGAAGACUAUCCCCGACUCAUAGUAGAGGAAUUCCCCGGAAUUGGCGAUAAAGUAGAUGCUGUCUAUGAGAAAAAUGGCUAUAUCUACUUUUUCAAUGGGCCCAUACAGUUUGAAUACAGUAUCUGGAGUAACCGCAUUGUACGAGUCAUGCCAACAAAUUCCUUGUUGUGGUGUUAAGCAUCUUUUCAAAACUGUUACUUAACUCCUGGAGAGCAUUCAGGAUGACAAUUUCAGAUGUGUGGAUGGGGUUGGGAGACAACAGAAAGCUUAGUUCUGGGAACAGGCUUCAGUAAGAUAUCUUUGAGCAUGCAGUAUCUAUAUGACUAUUCGUGGCUGGAACCACAUUGAAGAAUUUUAAAGUAAUGAAAUUGAGAACCCCAAGGAUCACCUGAUUCUUGGGUGCUAUGAAAAACAGGAUUGAUGUUUUCCACAGCAAACAUGGGAUCCAUCUGCUGAUGAGAGUGAACAUAAUUAUUAAUAUAUUUAUAAAAAUUCCUAAAAGGAAUAAAAUGAAUCAUAUUUAUAUAACUGUAAAUUGUCUUUACAAAAAGAUACAAACUUACACAAACAUGGAAAUUUUGGGGAGUGUAUGGUAGUCACAGGUGAACACAGAUAGAGGGAAGUGCCUGUAAAAUACACAUUAGCAGACAACUUUCCAAAGGAGUGAUUUGGGCUUUGCACUGUGAAUAUUCAGAUUUAAACCCAUUUUCACAUAAACACUAAGAAAAUAUCCAAGUCACUACAGGAAAGGGGUAACGGCCACUUUAAGUAUAGGUGGCUUUGCAUUAGGCUUGAUUUUCAUUUUGGGUCACCACUCAAGGACUGUGUACAUUGAUAGAAGAUAGAGACACAGGGGUUUUCUCUUUUUGUUAAAGGAUUUCAGGUCUUUAAAAGGCCAUAGAGUAAAAAAUUAAAAUUGUUAUAAAAUACCUAAGCAAUAGCUUUUUCAUAAAUCAUUGGAUUAUUUGAGAGUAAAACUAGUGUUUCAACCCCAUUUAUCUACCUAAUUGUUUUCAUCCCCCCGUUUUGAUACACGGACUCACACGACAGGGAGUAAGGUGGACAUAGUGAGUAGUAGAUCUGCUAGGAUGGCCAGAAUAAAGACCGUGUCAGCUGGCCGGUGAGCUUCUGCCUUUGUUUGUUAAUUCCUCAUUGCUUAGUUAGUGUCUGACACUUGGCAACUACUGCUAUGUGGCAGUCACCAAGAAAACAACGAUUUUGCUGAGGGAUGGUGUUUAUCACACUGGGCAAUGGAAUAGAAGUGUG
Peromyscus californicus insignis is the source of this 2548-nucleotide messenger RNA. It is a transcript of the gene Mmp13, whose product is annotated as matrix metallopeptidase 13. NCBI's taxonomy places the organism in Eukaryota, Metazoa, Chordata, Mammalia, Rodentia, Cricetidae. Gene Ontology annotation, molecular function: metalloendopeptidase activity; zinc ion binding. Gene Ontology annotation, cellular component: extracellular matrix. The record is from RefSeq and is a predicted model, not a curated record. The coding region runs from base 35 to 1459 and encodes 474 amino acids. The transcript has 10 exons. Gene Ontology annotation, biological process: proteolysis; collagen catabolic process; extracellular matrix organization.